Neopsephotus bourkii (Bourke's parrot) is the source of this 3378-nucleotide messenger RNA. Its product is annotated as zinc finger protein 628-like. Lineage: Eukaryota; Metazoa; Chordata; Aves; Psittaciformes; Psittacidae. Bases 1 to 3378 code for a protein of 1125 amino acids. Gene Ontology annotation, biological process: regulation of transcription by RNA polymerase II. The transcript has 5 exons. Gene Ontology annotation, cellular component: nucleus. Gene Ontology annotation, molecular function: DNA-binding transcription factor activity, RNA polymerase II-specific; RNA polymerase II cis-regulatory region sequence-specific DNA binding. The record is from RefSeq and is a predicted model, not a curated record.
AUGGCCGCCGGGUCCCGGUGCGGUUCCGCGGCCCCACCGCAGCCCCCGUUCGCAUGCCGGGAAUGCGGGAAGUGCUUCCGCUGGUCCUCGCGCCUGGCCCAUCACCAGCGCAGCCACACGGGCGAGCGGCCCUACAAGUGCCCCGAGUGCCCCAAAGCCUUCAAGGGCUCCUCGGCCCUCCUCUACCACCAGCGCGGGCACACCGGCGAGCGGCCCUACCCGUGCCCGCAGUGCCCUAAGGCCUUCAAGCGCUCCUCCUUGCUCCAGACCCACCAACGGGUCCAUACUGGGCUGCGGGCCUUCGAGUGCGCCCAAUGCGGGCUCACCUUCAAGUGGGCCUCCCAUUACCAGUACCACCAGCGGCAGCACACGGGCGAGCGGCCCUACCGCUGCGCCGAGUGCCCCAAGGCCUUCAAGAACUCCUCCAGCCUCCGGCGCCACCGCCAGCUCCACACGGGCGAGCGGCCCCACACUUGUGGGGUGUGCGGCAAGGCCUUCGCCCAGCCCUCCAACCUGCGGCAGCACCAACGGGUGCACACGGGCGAGCGCCCCUAUGCCUGCCCCCAGUGCCCCAAGACCUUCACCCACUCCUCCAACCUCCUCCUGCACCGCCGCACCCACACCAACGCCCGGCCCCACCAGUGCCCCCUGAAGCCCCCCGCUGCGCUCCAGCCCCACGCUCCGGCCCCACCGCCGCCCCCCAUUCCCACCGCACCGGAGCCCCCAUGGCGGUGCUCUUUGUGCCCGCUGAGCCUCAGCACCCACGAGGAGCUCCUUGGCCACCAAGGAACCCAUGGGGCGCCGACACCGAGCGCGGUGCCCGCUCUCCGCUGCCGGACCUGCGCCAAGAGCUUCAAGAGCAGCGCGGCGCUGGCGCGGCACCGCCACGGCCCCGCUGCCCAGCGCCCGUUCAAGUGCCCUAAAACCUUCCCCCAGUUCACAACGGGGCUCUUGGGGCACCCCCCUAUGGCGGUGCCGGCACCGGCGCCCACCUCCCCUCCGUUACCGGAGCGCCCGUACCAGUGCCCUGAGUGCGGCAAAGCCUUCAAGGGCUCCUCGGGGCUGCGGUAUCACCUACGGGACCACACUGGUGAGCGGCCCUACCCGUGCCCACAGUGCCCUAAGGCCUUCAAGCGCUCCUCCUUGCUCCAGACCCACCAACGGGUCCAUACUGGGCUGCGGGCCUUCGAGUGCGCCCAAUGCGGGCUCACCUUCAAGUGGGCCUCCCAUUACCAGUACCACCAGCGGCAGCACACGGGCGAGCGGCCCUACCGCUGCGCCGAGUGCCCCAAGGCCUUCAAGAACUCCUCCAGCCUCCGGCGCCACCGCCAGCUCCACACGGGCGAGCGGCCCCACACUUGUGGGGUGUGCGGCAAGGCCUUCGCCCAGCCCUCCAACCUGCGGCAGCACCAACGGGUGCACACGGGCGAGCGCCCCUAUGCCUGCCCCCAGUGCCCCAAGACCUUCACCCACUCCUCCAACCUCCGCCUCCAUCGCCGGACCCACACCAACGCCCGGCCCCACCGAUGCCCGCUCUGCGCCAAGGCCUUCACCGUGGCCUCCUACCUGCAGCGGCACCUCCGUACCCAUGGUACUGCCCCAGUGCCCCGCACCCCCCCUCAGACCUUCCUCCUCCUCCUGCACCCCCCCCAAGGGCUCCAGGUUGCACCCGGCCCCACGGCGGCCCCACAGAAGCUCCUGGUGCUGCCCAGCCCCACGGCGGAGCCCCCCGAGGGGGUCCCUGUUGCCGGGCAGAGCAUCCUGGUGGUGCCCGGUGUGGGGCAGGUCCAGGCGGUGACCGGGGCUCCAUUGGGGACCAGCGUUGUUGUGAUAAGGGGUGGUAUCGGGGGGGGGCUGACGGCGUGUGGGGUGCAUCCCCCUGAGGGCACCAAUGGGCAGCUCCAAGCAUCCGAGGUGGCCAAUGGGCAGCUCCAAGCAUCUGAGGUGGCCACCAUCCAGCUCCAAGCAUCUGAGGUGGCCAACGUCCAGCUCCAGGCUGUUCCACAGGCCCCCAAGGUGGCCACCAUCCAGCUCCAAGCCCUACCACAGCCAUUGGAUGUCACCACCAUCCAGCUCCAAGCAUCUGAGGUGGCCACCAUCCAGCUCCAAGCAUCUGAGGUGGCCAAUGGGCACCUCCAAGCCCUACCACAGCCAUUGGAUGUCACCAACAUCCAGCUCCAAGCAUCUGAGGUGGCCAAUGGGCAGCUCCAGGCUCUUCCACAGGCCCCCAAGGUGGCCACCAUCCAGCUCCAAGCAUCUGAGGUAGCCAAUGGGCAGCUCCAAGCCCUACCACAGCCAUUGGAUGUCACCAACGUCCAGCUCCAAGGCACAGAGGUGGCCAACGUCCAGCUCCAGGUCUUGCCACCGCCAUUGGAUGUCACCAGUGUCCAGCUCCAGGCUCUUCAACAGGCCCCCAAGGUGGCCACCAUCCAGCUCCAAGCAUCCGAGGUAGCCAAUGGGCAGCUCCAGGCUCUUGCACAGGCCCCCAAGGUGGCCACCAUCCAGCUCCAAGCAUCUGAAGUGGCCACCAUCCAGCUCCAAACAUCUGAGGUGGCCAAUGGGCAGCUCCAGGCUGUUCCACAGGCCCCCAAGGUGGCCACCAUCCAGCUCCAAGGAGCUGAGGUAGCCAAUGGGCAGCUCCAGGUCUUGCCACCACCAUUGGAUGUCACCAGUGUCCAGCUCCAAGCUCUUCCACAGGCCCCCAAGGUGGCCGCCAUCCAGCUCCAAGCAUCCGACGUGGCCAAUGGGCAGCUCCAAGCCCUACCACAGGCCCCCAAGGUGGCCACCAUCCAGCUCCAAGCAUCUGAGGUAGCCAAUGGGCAGCUCCAAACUCUUCCACAGGCCCCCAGCGUGGCCACCAUCCAGCUCCAAGCAUCUGAGGUGGCCAAUGGGCAGCUCCAGGCCCCCAAGGUGGCCACCAUCCAGCUCCAAGCAUCCGAGGUAGCCAAUGGGCAGCUCCAGGCUCUUCCACAGGCCCCCAAGGUGGCCACCAUCCAGCUCCAGGCCAUGGAGGUGGCCAACGUCCAGCUCCAGAGCACAGAGGUGCCCAGUGGCCAUCUGGAAGCCCCCGAGGUGCCCAAUGGCCUCCAGAGCACCGAGGUGCCCGGUGGCCACCUCCAAGAGCCCCAGCACCAGCAGGAGGUGAUGGAGGUGCCCAACAUCCAACUCAAGACCCUUGAGGUGCCCAGCGCCCAACUGAAGCCCAUUGAGGUGCCCAGUGUCCAACUGAAGCCCAUUGAGGUGCCCAGCACCCAACUGAAGCCCAUUGAGGUGCCCAGCGCCCAACUGAAGCCCAUUGAGGUGCCCAGCACCCAACUGAAGCCCAUUGAGGCACCACUGGGACCACCAUGGACCCCCAUGCCCCUGGUGCAGUCCUGA